Molecule: messenger RNA, 1313 nt
Organism: Prunus avium (sweet cherry)
Lineage: Eukaryota; Viridiplantae; Streptophyta; Magnoliopsida; Rosales; Rosaceae
Source: RefSeq, a predicted model, not a curated record
GACCGGUUGCACGUUCCUGGCGACCGGUCACUUUGCAAUCUGUCUAAAAGCAACCGGUCGCAACUACCUGGCGACCGGUCGCCUGCCGCGAGCUCCAGCUUCUUCUUCAGACCUCGAAUCUGCUUCAAAAUGACCGGUCACUUUUCCCUUGCGACCGGUCGCUUCCUCCUUCACUUGCAUACUAAAUGUGAGCCAAUUUUACAACAGGAAGCACAAUGAAGAUAAGGGUGGAGCCUCCUCUACACUUGCAGAGACUUUAUGUGGCUGGUUGCAGACCCAUCAUUGGAGUGGAUGGAUGUCAUUUUAAGGGUCCUUUCUCAGAAGUGAACGGAUGGGUGGAUGAAUUGAAGAGGGAGAGAGAGAUGAUGGCUAAGGCAGAUAUCAAUGGCAAAGAUCGUAGAUGGUCUCUUCAUGGAAUGACUGCUCUUGUCACCGGAGGAACGAAAGGGCUCGGGCAUGCUAUUGUGGAGGAAUUGGCGGGGCUAGGUGCAAUUGUACAUACUUGUUCUCCAAAUGAAGACCAGCUCAAUGACUGCUUGAGUCAAUGGAAGAUGAAGGGUUUUCAUCAAAUCACUGGUUCAGUAUGUGAUCUGGUGUCAAGAGCCCAACGGCAUGAGCUAAUAAACGAAGUCUCAUCACAGUUCAACGGGAAACUUAACAUCCUUAUAAAUAAUGUGGGAACUGCUGAAGUAAAACCAACAAUCGAGAGCACAGCUGAAGAUUACUCAUUUAUUAUGAGCACCAAUCUUGAAUCAGCUUACAAUUUGUCCCAACUUGCACAUCCUCUUUUGAAAGCUUCAGGAGCUGGUAACAUUGUUUUCAUGUCUUCUGUUGCUGGCGUUGUAUCAAUUGGGGAGGUCGGAAGUAUAUAUGCUGCCACUAAAGGAGCAAUAAAUCAAUUGGCAAAAUCCUUGGCUUGUGAGUGGGGAAAAGAUAACAUAAGGAUCAACAGUGUUGCACCUUGGUUCAUCAAAACUCUCACGGCUGAACCUUAUCUCAGUGACGAAAAAUAUUUGAAGGCUAUUAAUUCUCGAACCCCGUUAGGACGGCCGGGAGAGCCGGAAGAGGUGGCAGCGUUGGUGUCAUUUCUAUGCCUCCCUGCAGCUUCUUACAUAACUGGGCAGACUAUUUGCAUCGACGGAGGUUUGACUGUCAAUGGCCUCCUCUUCCAAGGAGCAUGAAUAUAAUUGGAAAGUUGAGCACAAACCAUAAUGUUUCUUUCCCAAAUUCUAGUGAUGACUGUAGUAGUGUACUAGUAGGAGACACUAAUUCCAUUGUAUUCAAAGUGCUUUCUAUAGAAAUGAAUUUUCUUC